AUGAUGGAAGCACGUGCUUGUUCCACUCCGAUGGCUGUUGGUGUCAAGCUUAGUUCUACAGACAGUGAACUUUUUCAAGAUCCUGGUUUAUACCGCAGUACUGUAGGGGCCUUACAAUAUCUCACUUUGACCAGGCCAGACAUCAACUUCAUAGUGAAUAAGCUAAGCCAAUUCUUACAAGCUCCAACGGAGUUGCAAUGGCAAGCUUGUAAACGGGUGUUACGGUAUAUAAAAGGUUUUCUGCCUUAUGGUCUUCAUUUUAAACCAGCAAGCACUCUGCAUGUAGAGUGCUAUGCUGAUGCUGACUGGGGUGGUAAUUUAGAGGAUCGAAGAUCAACAAGUGAUUGUUAUGUUUACCUAGGACCGAACUUGAUUCAGUGGAGUUCUAGGAAACAGAAAGUUGUUGCUCUUUCUUCCACUGAAGUAGAGUACCGAGCUCUUGUUCAAACUGCCAUAGAAGUAGCAUGGUUACAGAGUAUGUUUACUGAGUUGGGGUUAUCUUUUCACACUGUUCCUGUGAUAUGGUGUGACAAUAUUGCUGAUCUUCUUACUAAGACAUUGUCAGUUGCUCAUUUUAAUGAGUUAAGGUUCAAACUGAAUGUGGUAUCCCUUGAUGAUAGCUGCAAAUCAGUAUGA
This is a messenger RNA of Pistacia vera, 636 nucleotides long. RefSeq names its product secreted RxLR effector protein 161-like. The transcript has 2 exons. The record is from RefSeq and is a predicted model, not a curated record. Lineage: Eukaryota; Viridiplantae; Streptophyta; Magnoliopsida; Sapindales; Anacardiaceae. Bases 1 to 636 code for a protein of 211 amino acids.